AGUGCGCAGCGGUGCUUCAAUUGGCCACGAAGUGCGUCGGGCCAGCUGGUUAAUUACCUGUCCACCCCUAAAUUAAGGGAAGCUACGGUACAUGCACAACACGCCCACAGCUCAAACAAGACAAGCCUGUCGCCGUGUUAAAACAACUGUCCACUUGGAUUUUUGCAUUUUGCAGCCACAGGACAAAGACGAAAACCACGCGGAACACGAACUGUUUACUAAGAGAGUGAAGAUGGACAACUGGACAGCGGCUCUGCUCACUGGUGUUGCCUGCAUUGUGGGAUACCUGGUAGUGCGGGUGAAAAAGAUCAGCAGCCUCCGACAGGCGGAGGAAAAAAUCAAGAGAGCCAGAAACAGGAGAGAUGAGAGCUUGCAGCGGGCAGAGCAGGCGGUGCUCCGGUACAAAGAGUCGCAUCCGACAACUGACUCUGCUUUCAUCCUGACGCUCUCCCUGUCUGAGCUGACACAGCAGCUGAAGGAAGGCUCACUGAGCCCAGAGGAUGUGCUUUACUCUUACAUGGAAAAGACUCUGGCUGUAAACAAAAAGCUGAACUGCUGCACUGAAAUUUUGCUGGAGAGUUUGGACCAGCUGAAAACUGUUGGCUCCAACAAGGAUGGUCUCUUGUACGGAGUUCCAGUUAGCAUCAAAGAAAAUAUUGCAUUUAAGGAUCAUGACUGUUCUUGUGGUGUGGUCAUUAACCUGGACCAGCCUGCUGAAAAGGACAGUGUGCUUGUUGAAGUCCUGAAGAAACAAGGAGCUAUUCCCUUUGUGAAAACCAACUUGGCCCAAGCCCUUAUAAGCUAUGACUGCAGUAAUCCUAUCUACGGGCAGACUGUGAACCCUCAUAACCCCCAGAAGACCUCUGGAGGUUCAUCUGGUGGGGAGGCGGCUCUCGUUGGGGGAGGGGGCUCCCUCCUCGGUAUAGGCACUGAUCUCGGUGGCAGUAUCCGUCUUCCGUCUUCAUUCUGUGGAAUCUGUGGUUUCAAGCCAACUGCUCAGCGACUGAGUUUACAGGGUUUUCGUUCAAUUUAUCGAGGACAAAAGUCAGUGGCAUCAUCUGCUGGACCCAUGGCAAGAGAUGUGGACAGCCUGGCUCUGUGCAUGCAGGCACUUCUUUGUGACCACAUGUUUUCUUUGGACCCCACUGUUCCACCAUUACCUUUUAACAUGGAGAUAUACAGAAGCUCCAGACCUCUAAGGAUUGGUUAUUUGGAAAAUGAUGGCUACUUGCAACCGUCUCCAAGCAUGGCCCGAGGCGUCAGAGAGGUCAAAGCUCUGUUAGAGCAAGCAGGGCACACAUUGGUUCCUUACUCUCCACUGAAAAUCAGCCAAAUUGUUCCUGAGCUAUUAAUAAAGGGUGUAUAUGCAGACGGCACUGCCACCCUUCUGCAAAAACUGAAAGGGGGACUUCUGGACCCUUCUCUGAAGCAGCAGGUUUUUACGCACUCGCUCCCUAAGUGGUUUAAGAAAAUCCUUUCCUUCCUACUAAAACCUGUGUCACCUCGUCUUUCUUCCAUCGUGAGUGCUAUUUGUGGAGUUCGUUCUGUUUCCGAUCUGUGGAAGCAACAUGCUGCUGUUGAGGACUACAUUCAAGAGACAAUAGCACAUUGGAGGAGCUGCAAUAUUGAUGUGCUGUUGUCCCCCAUGAUAGGGCCAGCCAGCAGGUUAUUGCACGCUGACAAACUUGCAACUGCUGUCAGUUGCACGAUGCUCUACAAUCUCUUAAAAUUUCCUGCGGGUGUAGUCACUGUUUCCACAGUGACUGCAGAGGAUGAGGAGGAACUAAAGCACUAUAAGGGCUGUUAUCAGGACAGUCUUGACAAGUUCCUCAAAGAGGCAGUGUCCGGUGGUGAGGGUCUACCUGUGGCGGUGCAGUGUGUUGCUCUGCCGUGGCAGGAUGAGCUCUGUCUGCGCUUCAUGAAGGAAGUGGAACAACUGGUCAAAGAAAGCAAGAAGUAAAGCUGCUUUCUUUCUCAGUCUCACAGGAGAGGCUGCAGACUUCAGAGGCAAUGUGUUAACUUGAGUAGAUCCUAUAAAUGAGAGCUAAAUGUUUCAUAAGUAUCAGAGCAUUCUCUUUUUUACAAAUUUUUGUGACUUGACUAUUUGGUAAAGUUUAAAUAAAUUUUAACAGUUAAAAUUCA
Molecule: messenger RNA, 2142 nt
Organism: Oreochromis niloticus (Nile tilapia)
Lineage: Eukaryota; Metazoa; Chordata; Actinopteri; Cichliformes; Cichlidae
Product: vitamin D3 hydroxylase-associated protein
Exons: 15
Coding region: 92-1960 (622 amino acids)
Biological process (GO): fatty acid catabolic process
Molecular function (GO): fatty acid amide hydrolase activity; amidase activity
Source: RefSeq, a predicted model, not a curated record